UUUUCUUACGCUGAAUUUUCCCUCUCUUUGUGCUUGUUUGGGUGUGAAAUUGUCGCAUGAUGUCGAAGUUUUCCUGGCGAAAUCAAGGCUUGACGAAUGCGAUUGUUGUGAGGGGGGGGGGGGGGGGGGGGGAGUUGUGAGGUAUCAAUGUAAAUAUAGAGAGACCAGCAAGUUUGUGUUGAAUUUGGAGACAUUGUGGCAUCGUUUGUGGAGGUUGUGGACGUGGAUAUGUGGGCUGGUGGACGAAUUUGGUCGGGAUACAGUGGUUUUCUGGUGUGUAGUAAGCAGUGUACAGUAGCAUCUGCGGUAAAUUUAGUUGGACAUUGGGGAUAUUAUCCACUUAGAUGUCUUCGAAGUGAAUGUAUGUUGAUCUUGGUCGGUUGUUAGAUGUGAUAUACAUGUUCCAAAGCAUGUUACAUUUGUUUCUUUGCACCGAUUUCACGUUAUUUUGGGACUGACCUGAAAUUAAGUUGUAUCCUCUACUCAGUACAUGAUCUAGCUGAGCUAUUCCUCUAGUUUCUGAGCACGGUGUACGGGACCGAGCUGAGGGAUUAUCGAGCAGUUUACGUUCUUAACGAGUGGAUGGCUGUCAUUUACACUUUUCCACAGAUUAUAAUGUCCUUUUCGAUGAAAUCAUGUUUCAUGUUGUAGGUGCACUGUUCCGCCCCUACGGAGUUACUUCUGCACUUUUUAUGUAAUCUGAUGCCUUCGUUGUAUUAAACGAAGUGCACGAUUAAUGAGGUGCUUUGAAUUGUGGAGGACAUUUCACAUGCUGUGACAAUAUUGAAAGCCAUAGGGUUAAUCACAGUUCGACACAGAGCCAGGGUUGUCAAACUUGGUCAAUCGCGUCGACCGCUUUAAUUGUGUAGUAUUCAUCAAUUGGGGAAAUAUUUGUUUGCUGAAGGAUGGUAGCACUUAGAUGGGAGUUUAUGUAGUUGUGCGUCAUGUUCUGCAGAAAGGCCCUGAUUGUCAUGUAUGCAUUUGAAUUGGCUUCAUGACAUUCUUCGUUGUAGAAGCUCUUUUCCUUCUCUAAACAGUAUCAACCUUAGGAAUAAACAGCAGUGGGCAGAGUAAUGGAUCGAGGAAACCCAGAUCCGGUUAUUGGCGAGCGGUACACAGGUUGGAUCAAGUGUUAGAGCGGCAGCCUUUGACGAAAAUUAAAGUGCUGUGACCAGUCAGAUUCUUGAGUCGUAUUCCAAUAUCAGAAUCGGUCAUCCAGCUCCUAAUGGAGAGUCAAUGUGCCGCUACUUCUUUUUAUAGAUUGAAUUAUACUUGUUUUCAGAUGCCAGUUGAAGACUUUGUUCAUUGAAGGAAGAUUCGAAAUUUAAGGGCUGCCGAGGGUUUAGUGUGAAGAAACUGCGAUCUUACGAUCGUCAACGAGACGAAUAGAUUUCAUUUUCAAGAUAGUUUGAUAUCUUUGAGCUCUUAAUGGCAAAUCGGAGUUAUAGGAAACCUUGAGGGAAACGGGGGUUGCCAAGUAGUUUUGAAGAAGAAUAUGAAUUUUUGGAAAUUAAGAGAGCAGCUCAGGCGUUGGUGAAAUCCUCUGGCGAUCUCUUUCUAAAGAAGUGGUGGACAAAGUUAUGACGAAUCUUCAUUUGGCAAGUUGUACAUAUUUCCGAUUUGCAUGCAGAAGAUCCUUCUCCUUCAUGAAUUUCACAAGGCUGUUUUUCACAUGCAUUUCAACAAUGCUGCACGCGAGACCUGUGUUAAGUCCUUUGGAGACCAACCUCUUAAUUUGACGCAUGAAAUCAGAUAUAAGGGACAGAAUUUUGGCCCUGUUAUCAACAGAACAGUCAUGCUUGAGUACUCAUUUUGGGUGUUGCGUACCUGAAGGUAGUUUGCCUCUUGCUAAAACUGGGGGAUAAUAAACUUUUGCUAUUAUUCAAACAGCAGCAAGGAAGUAACCUGAGUUUUUAUGUCUGUAACCUAAUUACAAAAGCAUGCAAGUUCAUACCGAGGCAAUGUUUCAUGUUCCCAUCGUAAUUAUGGUUGCUGAUACGGAGCCUGGCUUCAUGAGCUGCAAGUUUUAUGCGAUCUGUGAAGAUUUAGUUGUUCGCAGGCUCUGGAUGGGCGUUCUCGACCAUUUGAGAAAGGAGGACGACUCUAAGUUGAAUUGCUGGAAGGAUGUACGAGAUGUACACAGUGGUGACCAGUUCAACCCUGAAAGGGAUUUUAGUCACUGCAAGGUCCACCCUCUGUCUUCAGAAAAGGUUCAAGCUCUCGAUUCACAAGAAGGCAAAUGGGUAGAGAUGGACACACCUGCUUAUGUACGCUGUGCUAAUCUUGAACGUAAUGACCGGCUUUUGGUGCUGCGUGACAUGGUACACCACCACGUGUUCUAUCCUUCUCACCUGAAGAGUUGUGAAGGCGAAGUGAUUUGGGCGUUUGGUCUAGUGAUUGGGGACUGGCAGAUGAUAAUUGUAGAUGAGCUCACGUGCCUGUUUUGUGAGUGAAAGCUCACUGCAUAUUUUGUGUCAACUUUUCUCAGCAGUUGUAGUCACAGGUAACAUGGGGAUUAAGUAGUAUGAUAGAGAUUCCCUACAAGGUUUUCUUCUUCAAUACAAGACUCAUGAGCAAGUAGCUAGGUGACGAGUUUUCAGGAGUUGGGGCACACAUAUGGAAGAAAUGCCGCAUUGCUACGAGCCCACUGUGCUGCAAAAUUCAGUUGCCAUCUCUCUAUCUGCCGAGGAGUUAGAAGGUUCAGACUAUCCAUCCAGGCGAUUUCCAGUUUCGAUGCACCUUUUCUCUGUGUAAUCUGGAACUUCGAUAUCGACGACUGCCUUGCACAGCUCAAAUUGUUUGGAGUAUCGAAUUUUGCUUUAAGGGACGAUGAAGUUUCUUGGAUGAAGAAUUGUUCAGAUACACACCUCCGUUGCCUUGGACAGUUUGAGCAGCCGAACCUGACGUUGAAACCAACAGCUACGACGCAGAAGGCUUGCCUAAUCUACAUCCGCAUGAAAUCCAGAAGCCCUACCAACUUUGACGGCGAUACUGACAAUCCAGCACUCAAUAUAAGCGAACACUAUCCUAUGGUCGUGAUUCAUCCAUCACAAUGACCCAGUUCUCAUCCAUCCACUGUGCCAUCGAAGCGGAAAACCUAGGGCUGGUGAUACAGCGCCAUAGUUUCUGCUGUCUCAGCUGGGCACUUUUAUUAAUGUCAGAACCACGUUAAUUUUGUUCUGCGCGCAUUUGGUUGCUCUGCAGUAGCUGCUACAACGCUCAAGCCUUCUUCCGACCCCCAAAACGCGCUAUUUCGAACAAAUUUCGGGAGGUGCAAUUUGUUGUGAAAUUGUCGGAAUUGUUUCUUUUGAAAGCGAGGCUAUGGUGAGCACCAUGGUCUUCUACACACGUUUCGAUAAACCUUGAAUCGUAACAGCUAUGGCCAGGGUUAGGUUUUCCACUGCAUCGUAUGGGAGCAUAUACUUGGAUUCUUUAUCGAUUGCAUCCAGUAUUCUUGGAAAUCAUGAGUGGGGUGGUGGAUGAAAAUGUGAAGUAGUGGUACUGAGUGGAGCAGGGGGUGAACGCUUUGGCUCCAUGACAGAAAUUUGCGAUGCAUUUGGAAGAGUGGAUUUUGGAGGACGUGGAGAAUGAUGGAGUGAGCAAAUGGACCCUGAAGGAAGCUGAAGUAGCAUACGGAGGGCGUAUCCCAGUAAGAAAUCUCGUGGCGCAUGCAAGUCUAUGACUUGGGCGUGCUGGUGGCAGGUAUGGAUUGGCGUGUUGUGUAAUUUCUGCGCUCUUACCAAUCGAUGGAGGUGCAUGAUUCUGGGGAUAGAUCAGAUACAAUUGUGUCUGCACAGAUGGCCCCAGGUAUCUUCUUGUCUCCUGUCCCCUCGUCCGUAUUGGACGCAUAUCACGUUUCUCUCGCUAAGCUUUCGGGUCCCAAGAUAGGGGACAAGCAUGAAUCGUUUAUUUCCUCAUCCGAGGUUCUAGAUAAAAUCCCCGUCCUUGUAGAAUCGUCGGAGAAACUUGACGAAGGUUCAGUAGGAGGGAUGUUCCUAGCCGAUGAGCUUGUCGCCGGUGACGAAGUUACACAGGACUGCAUCGAUGCCACCAUGGGUAUGGGGAAGAGGUCAAUAGCGAUAGCAGCAGAUUUAACAGAGACCUCGCAAGAAAUCAUCAGAUUGGAUAACGGGGCGGUUUCGGAGGAAAUCGGAGAAGACGCCAAGGAUCUGGGUGCAGAGCCGGAGGAUUCUUUGGAUGACAAUCAACCAUUGUGCAUGAUGUUGAAGGGAAAUGUGAAAAAGCUUGUUCUCAGAGCGAUUGUUGGAAGGACGCCGACGGAAGAGCGAAGUCCUUCCCUUCUUGGUGUUCUCCAUUCUUCGAUGGAUCCAUUAGGGGCAGAGAAAAUGAAAUCUUCUUCUAGUCUGUCCAGAACAGACUGGGUUUACGAGGUCGAUAAAAAACUAAGACAAGGUGACAGAGCUGUAAAGGGCGGCCCACAGAAAAAUCGUUUGCACAGUGGGUUUCAGAGGAGCACUAAGAAAGGAAGGAUGGAGUCCUGUAGGGCUCCUCGGCAAUCGAAGAAGCGCAGGCACGAUGAUAUGGCUUACGAGGGCGAUAUGGAGUGGGAUGUGAUUAUUGGAGUAGCAGAGGUGCCGUUCGAUUGUAACUCACACCCUGGAAACGAUAAGCUGAGCAGAGGGCGUGGCAAGGGUGGCUCGGCGUUUGCUUCGCCCGGUCAUAUUUUUUCCGGGGAGGCCGCAGCUGUGGCAGCAGGUCUGCGAGCCCGGACUCUGAGUGGAGCAGAGAGAGUCUGCUUCAAGGAUGCUUUGAAACGACGCGGUGGCCUUCAGGAGUAUCUAGAGUGCAGGAACCUAGUGCUGGGGAUGUGGGAGAAAGACGUGCAACACUUGUUGAUGGUGACGGACUGCGGCAUCUCGGAGGAGCCAUUAGUGGGAGAGCCAGCUCGAGCUGGUCUCAUUCGUGAGAUACACAGAUUUCUGGACUACCAUGGUUACAUUAACUUCGGUGUAGCCAAUAAGCGGCAGAAGUAUGGAGGUGUUCAUGCCAACCAAGGUAAUGGCAACUUAAGAGGAAGUGAGAGUGCUGAAUCAGUAUUUGAGGGGGCAGAAUUGGACUUAGCUGAAGAAGUGGCGUUGAUUCUUGAUCAAAUUCGAGGGAACGCAAGCACAGGGACGAUGAAGGAGGAAAUUCAUUGUGAUGUUCCGAAUGGACGAGUGGAUUCUUGUCAGGAUGGAUACGAAUCUACGACCAGGAUUACAGAAAACAGAAACAGUUCGGUCCAGCCGCUGAAUAGAGGGGCUGCAGAUGGGGAAUGCAUACCCAUGGACAUCGAGGUGGGUCUGAAUGCGGAUGCAGUAGAGUCUACUUCGGUAUUAGAGCAAGUCGACAAGGACGAAAUCAAGCCGCUGAGUUCAUUCACCCAGAUUACGUUGUGCAAAGCGGAGCCCCAAGAGAAGUGCGAGGACCUGAACGGAGAGGUGGACAAUGAGAUAGACGACAUGGCCACUUUGGACCAAGUGUUCGUUCGUAGACGGCAUGGGACGAAUACGAGGAAGUUCGAAGACGCGGGAUCAGAAUCCGUGGAAGCAGAAGGGUGCGACUUGGUUGCAUCAAAAGAUGAGCUGGACGAAUUCAAGAGCGCGCAGGUGUUGCGCGAGCUACACAAGUGCGAUGUACUUGUGGAAGGGCUGGUGGCAAUGAGGGCAGCGGCUCAGGUGGAGAGAGAGAGGGGCUUGAAAUUUAAGCAGGAGGGUACGAAACGAGUGAUCGUGGUGGGUGCGGGACCUGCGGGACUGUCAGCGGCUCGACAUUUGCAACGGAUGAAAUACCAAGUGACGAUUGUGGAGGCUCGGGAGCGCGUGGGCGGGCGUGUGUACACGGACAAGAAAACGUUUUCUGCGCCCGUGGAUUUGGGGGCGAGCAUCAUUACAGGUGUAGAGGCAGAUGUGGCGACUGAACGAAGGGCCGAUCCUUCUGCUCUUUUGUGCAAGCAGCUGGAUUUGGAGCUGACGACGUUGCGUGGGGACUGCCCGUUGUAUGAUUCCGUGAGUGGAGAAAAGGUCCCUGCGGACUUGGACGCCGCGUUGGAGGCGGAGUACAAUAGUUUACUGGACGACACGGUGCUGAUGGUUGCACAGAAUGGGGGUGACGCGAUGCGGCUGUGCCUGGCAGAGGGCCUGGAACAAUGUCUGAAAAAAAGACGACGUGGACGCAAUGGUGACGUACGUGACGACAUGUCGAUGGCGGGGGAAGGGUCUGAGCAGAGCAGAAUGGAAACCCAAAGUUUGUCACUGGUAAAGCCAUCGGCGGAAGAGUUGGAAAGGGUGGUAACGGUGACGACGAGCGAUGUGAUUGGUGAGACGCUGACGGUGAGCGAUGCGUCGGAGAACCUAGCAAUCUCAGAGUCUGCUAAUGAGGAGAAGGUAGGUACGAGGUUGGAGUUGAUGAACGGAGGGACUAUGGGCGCGGAGCAGGUGAGGACCUUGAAAGGGGAUUUGAAUCAGUUGGAGCGGCGAAUCAUGGACUGGCAUUUCGCGAAUCUGGAGUAUGGAUGUGCCGCGGAGCUGCAAGUGGUGUCGUUGCCUUACUGGAACCAAGAUGACGUGUAUGGGGGAUUCGGGGGGCCUCACUGCAUGAUCAAAGGAGGGUACAGUCAGGCUGUGGAGGCAUUGAGCGAAGGUUUGGACAUCCGGUUUGGAAGGGUGGUCUCAGAGAUCAGUCACAGCUGCAGCGAAGUGAAGUCGCGAGGCGAGGUGAAGCGGGAAGUGAGGGUGAUGACGGAAGAUGGAGAGGAGUUUUUGGGCGACGCGGUGCUUGUUACGGUACCGCUGGGGUGUUUGAAAGCUGGGACGAUCCGUUUCAGCCCUGAGCUUCCGGAGUGGAAGACGGCGUCGAUAAAGCGGCUGGGAUUCGGGGUGCUGAACAAGGUGGUGUUGGAGUUCCCGUUGGCUUUUUGGGACGAGAAUGUGGAUUAUUUUGGGGCGACGGCGGGGUGCAGCUUGGCACGCGGGAGGUGCUUCAUGUUCUGGAACCUGAAGAGGACGAGUGGGUAUCCGAUCCUGGUGGCACUGGUGGUGGGCAUAGCGGCAAAGGAGGGGGAGGAAGAGGAGAGUGGGGAACUGGUGGAUCACGCUGUUAAGAUUUUGAGGAGGUUAUUCGGAGAGGAGGCGGUACCGGAGCCAGUGGCCUCCACAGUGACGAAGUGGGGAAAAGAUCCUUACAGUCGGGGAGCUUAUUCGUAUGUAGCAGUGGGGGCGUCAGGCGAGGAUUACGACAUUCUGGCGCGGCCGGUGGACAACUGCGUGUACUUCGCAGGGGAAGCAACGUGCAAGGAGCACCCGGACACGGUGGGGGGUGCGAUGAUGAGUGGCUUGAGGGAGGCGAUAAGGGUCAUGGAUAUUAUGGAGAACCGUGGGGAUACCAUGGCAGAGGCGGAAGCACUGGCGGCUGCGCAGCGUCAAUCAGAAAGCGAGAGGAAUGAGGUGAGAGACAUGAUGAAACGAUUGGCAGCGGCGGAGCUGUCGAACGUAUUGAGGGCAGAGACAGGUGCGAUGAACGGAGAAGGGGGACCUCUGAGCCGUGCAGACCUUUUGAAUGACAUGUUCGGUAACGCGAAGACGACAGCAGGACGGCUUUUUCUUAUCAAAGAGAUGUUGCAACUGCCAGUUUUUCCUCUGAAGGCUUUCGCUGGGACGAAAUCUGGGCUGGAGAUUUUGAAUACGUGGAUCAUGGACUCGAUGGGCAAGGAUGGGAUCCAGCUUCUUCGGCAUUGCGUUCGACUGCUUCUUGUGGUGGCUACCGAUUUAUCUUCUAUUCGUCAGUCGGGUGUCGGAAAAACCGUGAAGGAGAAGUUGUGGAUGCAUACUAGUCGUGAUAUUCGAACCGUUGCUGGUCAACUUGUGAAACUUUGGAUGGAAGUUUUCAGACGAGAGAAAGCACUAGGGAUGAUAAAAUCAAUCAGGAAGUCUGCUGGAAGCUCACCGAGUGCAUGUACCGCACGUCCGACGACGAAAGUACUAGAUACUCAGAAGUGUGCGCUGGGUAGCACUAAGUUGAUUCCUGCACCUUGCAGCGCUUCGAAGUGUAGGCCUCCCAACCAAUCUGCUUCACCUAGUGGUGAUUCCUCUUCAGGUGGACAGAGCAAGGUAUCGAAUGGUGAGGAGGUGAAGAGCGAUCAGCCCGGGCUUCAAGGUAUUCCAAGCUCAGAAAUAUGGAGAGAUUCCGAAGAGGGAAAUGCUGAGAGACGAUUGUCCAAGUUGGAGAUCAAUGCCAUUGAAAUUGCAGAGCAGGCACGGGCUGCAGCAGCUGCAGCUGCAGAGGCGUACGCACAAGUGGAGGCUCAACGAAAUACUCUUCCACAACUGCCGAAGAUCCCAUCAUUUUACAAAUUUUCCAAGCGUGACAAGGAGGAUAAUUUGGAUUGGAGGACAAGAAGCUGGCUAGGAAUAGCCGACAAUCCUCCAAUAUCUACAGCCUUCAACGCUCUGCUAGCUGUCGAGCAGAGAGUGGUACUAGAAAACGGCUGUAUAUCGACUGUUCAGGCAAAUGGCUGUGAUGUCAUUGGUAGCACUGAUCAGAAUACACCCAUUGAGCAAGGGCAAGGGCUGGUUCCUAGUCUACCAGUCACAUGUGUUGCAGCGAGCGACAUAAAUGGGCACCCUGAAGCCCACGGUGAUGGCUUUGGAACAAAUGCAGACGUCAGAAUGUCCUCGGUGGAUGUUGUGAUCACUACCAAUUGUAUAAGAAACGACUUAUCAAGUGCAGUAGAGGAAGCUGUUUGUGGAACGGAGGGUUUAGCAGGAGGGGUGGAGUACGUCAGCAAACCGUCACCUGGUGUGGCUUGUUCACAGCUAAGCAAUGAACUUAUAGACAACCGGAGAGGCGCAGAUGUAAUUAAGAAGGCGGUCUCCGAUUACGUGGUUCAGCUAUUGACUCCCCUGUAUAAGACGAAAAAGUUACAGAAAGAUGAUUUCAAAGCUAUAGUGAAAAAGUCGACUGCCAAGGUUAUGGACCGGAGCACUUCAAGAGACAACAACAUGGACGUCUCUGAGUUUCUGAACUUGAAACGGAAAGUUAAGAUACGGUCUUUGGUGGACAUGUACAUAGAGAGACACCUCAAAGGUGGCUCACGUUGAUGUAUUCGGAGCUCCCGUGAUGGGUUGCACUCUUACGACGCGUUGCAGACAUAGGAGGAAGGAGAUUGUGUUCAAAAAAUGUUUCAUGUAUUUCUUAAAAUGUUUUUGUAUGAUCUUGUCAAUCUUCAUCAUAGAGUUUGUGAUAUUCGUUUUCGCUGUGCCAUUAUUUAAAAUUUUCACGAGUUGUCACUGUGAAGCAUACCUGCGUACACAAGUUUGUAUCUUAGAUCCAUUAUUGUGAGGUCAGUAAAGUGUUCUCACCAGCAUUUUCUUGUACAGCUAAUAAAGUAAAUGUUGCACCGGUAUUGUGUUGCAAGAUUAUUGCUCUA
Messenger RNA from Physcomitrium patens, 9427 nucleotides. NCBI's taxonomy places the organism in Eukaryota, Viridiplantae, Streptophyta, Bryopsida, Funariales, Funariaceae. The record is from RefSeq and is a predicted model, not a curated record.